AUGUCUAUCAGCGCAUUGCUGAACCCGCCACAACACAAACCAGAACCAGAGGCUCUAUCAACAGACAUCCAGUUCUCACUUCAGUAUGACAAUCCACUCCAGAGCCACCAGUCACCACAACCACUGCAUCCAGACAAUAAGCUAACUCCGAAACGGAAAUCAAGCUUGGACAAAAGCUCAGUGGACUAUCGUUAUGAGCGGUUUGAGAAUGCUCCAAGCACAACAACCGUCAGGAGGGAUCGUCGAAGGGCUCCUCGGCCCAAGUACAUGGAGGAAGAGAUGUACUUCAUUUGGUACCACCGUAUUGAUCUUGAGGAGGACUGGAAGGAAUGUGCAGACGCCUUUAAUCGGCAAUUCCCCACGCAAGGUCGAAAUGUCCAGGGAAUUCAAUGCAAGUUCUACCGCUUUAUCAAUUCAAAAAGAUGUCCCACUGUACGAGAACAGCGACGACUGAAGGACGACCAGCUUGUGGGCAGUCGACGGCCGCGUGCUGAACGACUACCAAAGUACGGGGUUAUCGAAUGGUGUAAUGUCUGGUAUCCGUGGAUGAAUGCCGACCACGCUGUUCCUGGGCUUCAAGUAGGACCCAAGGCAACUCCUGUCGGGCGUGGUGACGACCAGCGAACGUCUUACAGCCGAUCUUCCUCGGAGGCAUCGAGCCCAGAUCCAUACUCGCCCGGCUCCUAUUCAGACGAAACCGAGAGUCAGGAAGAAGAUGCCCAUUAA
Molecule: messenger RNA, 726 nt
Organism: Talaromyces proteolyticus
Lineage: Eukaryota; Fungi; Ascomycota; Eurotiomycetes; Eurotiales; Trichocomaceae
Exons: 1
Coding region: 1-726 (241 amino acids)
Source: RefSeq, a predicted model, not a curated record